Aspergillus fumigatus Af293 is the source of this 1065-nucleotide messenger RNA. NCBI's taxonomy places the organism in Eukaryota, Fungi, Ascomycota, Eurotiomycetes, Eurotiales, Aspergillaceae. The record is from RefSeq and is a predicted model, not a curated record.
AUGCUUUCUCUUCGUACAUUUGCGCGUUCCGUGCCUCGCACACUCUCGCGGUCCAUCGCUACCGCCUCACGGUCGUCCUUCCUGUCAGUUCCCAAGAAUGGCUUUCUGCAAGCUUCGUUGAAGCAGGCUACAAGACCCUCCUACGCUGCUUUCUCUACCUCUAGUGCUUUCAGACAAUCUCCUGCCGAAGGUAAAGUCCUCUAUAAAUUCAAAUUUUCUCUUUCCGGGCUUCAUUUGUUGAUCGGGCACGAGUUCCGGUGGUUUCACAAAGCUGGUUUUAUUCAGCAAAACAUCAAGCUAACACCCAUUUUCUUUGUACAAGGCGACAUUGAACUUGUUGCGAAGCUGGAGGAUGAAUUGAAACAUGAGAAGGCCUCCGGCCUAGAGGAUCUUGAGACCUCCGUGCAGAACAUCCAGUAUGUCCUCCAGAACAACUCCUGGGAGGUCAAGGAUGUUCCUGGUGAACAGGAAGUUGUUUUGAGCAAGAAGUUUGGCAAUGAGGAGAUCCGACUCACCUUCACCGUCGCCGAUCUCCAGAACCUGAGUGAACAGGAGGAUUUCGAUGACAGCGCUUUCGCCGAUGAGAUGGACUUCCAGGGCCACCAGCCCGUUAACCAAGGUCGCGGUGCGCCCGGUACUGUUGCUCAGCACCCCGAGGAUCGCAUUGCUCCGGCCGACCGCGAAAUUGAUGAUCUAGACCGUGAUAUGGAACCCAGCUUCCCUGCUCGUGUUAACAUCACCAUCGAAAAGCCCGGCAACGGUUCUCUCCUGAUCCAGACCGUUGCUCAGGAUGGUCUGUUCCAGAUCGAGGAGGUGUCAUACUUCUCUAAGCCUGACCUCGCCCACGCACAAACUGCCGAGCAAGAUUGGACCAGACAGAGCCUCUACGCUGGUCCUCCUUUCGAGAACCUUGACGAAGACCUGCAGACCUUCCUCGAACGCUACCUCGAAGAGAGAGGCAUCAAUGCUGAGCUCGCCAACAUGAUCCCCGACUACAUUCAGGUCAAGGAGCAGAAGGAAUACGUCCGCUGGCUCGAGAACGUCAAGAACUUCGUCGCCGCUUAA